This is a messenger RNA of Alternaria alternata, 1050 nucleotides long. RefSeq lists its product as hypothetical. The transcript has 4 exons. The record is from RefSeq and is a predicted model, not a curated record. NCBI's taxonomy places the organism in Eukaryota, Fungi, Ascomycota, Dothideomycetes, Pleosporales, Pleosporaceae. The coding region runs from base 1 to 1050 and encodes 349 amino acids.
AUGAGCGGCAGAUUCAUCGAUCAAAGCUACACUUGGAGUCGCCUUUGCAUAAGUGAGGAACACUUUCGACGACUCUUUACGCACAUGGCUGUACACCCUAAUUUUAUAGAUGUGGUCCGCUUAUUUUGCGAAAAGACGGGCCCUGUGGAGGAAGGCUUCAGCUCGUUGUUUAUGAACAUGUCUGAAGAGGAUCUUUCCAGCAAUCACUCGGCGCCAGAUCAAGACUGCAGCUACUAUAUCGGAUACAACAUUAAGUAUGUCGCAAAACACGGCCGACGCUAUCCAACAGACCCGUUCUCUAUCCGAGAGGUUGGUGUCUACCAACACUUUUCAUCUUCAGGUCAACGGUGUCAGUGGGUAUUCUUGCAAGCCCCAGACCAGCUCAAAGACAGAUUGAGGAGUAACCUCCAGUGCUUUGAUGACAAUCCGCCUAUGAUGCAGGUUCUACAGCAUUCGAUGUUACUCCUAGAAGUGUCUGAAGACUGGCGCGAGUAUCUGGUGUAUCUUGAAGAAGAGUUCUCCAAGAUAGUCGACCGAGGCUUCUUCACCAAUGUCAAGGAGCUUCAUACUGAAGGGGACGUGCAAGCCGAUUUUUCAGAUCUUAGAAAGCUGCACAUCCUGACUGACAAGCUGCUGAGACUAGCUCACAUACUGAAGUUGAACAUUCGACUCGGCUGUCAGCUAAGAAGCGGGGUGCUAGACCUCAAGAUGAUCUCGUCACCGGCUUUGCAGAUCAGCUUCAAUGAGAUGCAAGGUAGAUUGGACAGAUAUGUAUACCAACAAGAGACAAGUUUGGCCAGGAUUGAGACACUCAUUGCGCGGUCUGCCGGAAUAGGCCAACUUCAUAUCAACCACGAGAUGCAGCGAUUGACAGAACAGGGCAUCAAAGAGAACGCCCUGAUGAAACGCCUCACAGAACAGUCUACAAAUGACACUCGGUCUAUGAUGACAAUCGCCCUGAUCUCCGCCAUAUUUCUACCUGCGACCUUCCUAGCCGUAAGUUGCUUUUGUGCGCCGAGCGAUUGUAUCUUGCGACUAACUAAAAGCUAG